GAAAUAAAUAAGAAGGGAGGCUUCCAUUUCAACUUUUGUUAGAAAGCAUUUGUUGAUUUGGAGGCCUGAAUAAAUAGACUAGAAAGAGGAGGGGAAGAAGAAAGACUUAGGCUUUAAAGGAGGGAGAUAAGAUAGAGAUUCGGAUCAUACAUUCUGUGUUCUUCUUUGUAUCAUCUCGAUCUUUCUCCCUUGAUCAGUCUUUCAGAUUAUUUUUCAUUUUGUUGUGCAUGUCCUCUUUUUUCUUGUAAAUAAUGGCCUCCAACAUUUCCAUGGAAGAUAUUAAAAAUGAAAAAGUUGAUCUCGAGAAAAUCCCCCUUGAGGAAGUAUUUAAGGUAUUGAAGUGCACAAGGGAGGGACUUUCAAGUGAUGAAGGAUUAGCAAGACUUCAAACCUUUGGCCCUAAUAAACUUGAAGAGAAAAAGGAAAGCAAGGUCCUAAAGUUCUUGGGUUUUAUGUGGAAUCCUCUGUCAUGGGUCAUGGAGGCUGCUGCUAUCAUGGCAAUAGCUUUGGCCAAUGGAGGGGGCAAAGCACCGGAUUGGCAAGACUUCCUUGGUAUCGUUGUGUUGCUAAUUAUAAACUCAACUAUUAGUUUUAUAGAAGAAAACAAUGCAGGGAAUGCUGCUGCUGCUCUGAUGGCAGGUUUAGCUCCUAAAACAAAGAUUUUGAGAGAUGGGAAAUGGAGUGAGCAGGAGGCAUCAAUUUUGGUACCGGGAGAUAUAGUUAGUGUUAAGUUAGGUGAUAUCAUCCCAGCUGAUGCUCGUCUUUUGGAGGGGGAUCCUUUAAAGAUUGAUCAAUCAGCUCUAACUGGUGAGUCUCUUCCUGUAACCAAGAAUCCCGGUGACUCAGUUUUCUCUGGUUCCACGUGCAAGCAAGGUGAGAUUGAGGCCGUAAUUAUUGCCACUGGUAUCCACACCUUCUUUGGGAAAGCUGCUCAUCUUGUUGAUAGUACCAAUAGUGUUGGUCACUUCCAACAGGUGCUGACUGCCAUUGGUAAUUUCUGUAUCUGUUCCAUUGCUGUGGGGCUUGUCAUUGAAGUGAUAGUAAUGUAUCCGAUCCAACACAGAACUUACAGGCAAGGGAUUGACAAUUUGUUAGUGCUUUUGAUCGGAGGAAUCCCAAUUGCAAUGCCAACAGUUUUGUCAGUGACAAUGGCCAUUGGUUCUCACCGGCUUUCAGAGCAGGGUGCUAUUACCAAGAGAAUGACUGCCAUUGAGGAGAUGGCUGGAAUGGAUAUACUGUGUAGUGACAAGACUGGAACCCUCACCCUUAAUAAGCUCACUGUUGACAAGCACUUGAUUGAGGUUUUUGCGAGGGACAUGGAUAAAGAUGAUCUUGUCCUGUAUGCAGCUAGGGCCUCCAGAGUUGAAAAUCAGGAUGCAAUUGAUGCUUCCAUAGUUAAUAUGUUGAGUGACCCCAAGGAGGCCAGAGCUGGUAUAAAAGAGGUGCAUUUCUUGCCAUUUAACCCGGUUGAUAAGCGGACUGCAAUCACCUACAUUGAUAGCUCCGGCAAUUGGCAUAGGAGUAGCAAAGGCGCUCCUGAACAAAUAAUUGAGAUUUGUGAGCUCAAGGGAGAAACAUUAAAGAAGGCUCAUGAUAUCAUUGACAACUUUGCAAACCGGGGUCUUCGCUCUUUGGGUGUUGCACGACAGACCGUACCAGAAAAGGACAAGGAAAGUAAAGGAUCACCAUGGGAGUUUGUGGGAUUAUUGCCUCUAUUUGACCCUCCAAGACAUGACAGUGCUGAGACAAUCCGUAGAGCUCUUGAACUUGGUGUCAGUGUCAAGAUGAUUACUGGUGAUCAGCUGGCGAUUGGCAAAGAGACUGGCCGCAGACUUGGUAUGGGCACUAAUAUGUACCCCUCCUCUUCUCUUCUUGGCCAAAGCACCGAUGAGUCUAUUUCUUCCAUACCCGUGGAGGAUCUCAUUGAGAAGGCUGAUGGAUUCGCAGGAGUAUUCCCUGAGCACAAAUAUGAAAUUGUGAAGAAGUUGCAAGAAAGAAAUCACAUAUGUGGUAUGACUGGAGAUGGUGUGAAUGAUGCACCAGCACUCAAAAGAGCAGACAUUGGUAUUGCUGUAGCAGAUGCAACUGAUGCAGCCAGGAGUGCUUCUGACAUUGUUCUGACUGAGCCUGGCCUAAGCGUGAUUGUUAGUGCUGUUUUGACUAGCAGAGCCAUUUUCCAAAGGAUGAAGAACUAUACCAUUUAUGCUGUUUCUAUCACAAUCCGUAUAGUGCUCGGGUUCAUGCUCCUUGCUCUCAUCUGGAAGUUUGACUUCUCCCCGUUCAUGGUACUUAUCAUUGCCGUAUUGAAUGAUGGCACAAUUAUGACCAUCUCAAAGGACAGGGUGAAGCCAUCUCCCGUGCCUGACUCGUGGAAGCUUCAGGAGAUCUUUGCCACCGGUGUUGCCCUUGGCACAUACCUUGCUCUUAUAUCUGUUUUGUUCUACUACGUGGCUGCUGAAACUGACAUCUUCGCGGAUAUUUUCGGAGUUAGGUCAAUUCAGAAUAACCACGAAGAGAUCACUGCAGCUGUAUACCUUCAAGUCAGCAUUGUGAGCCAAGCACUAAUCUUCGUGACAAGGUCUCGUGGCUGGUCAUUCGCAGAACGCCCAGGACUAAUGCUUGUUACCGCCUUCUUUAUAGCCCAGUUCAUAGCUACCCUCAUUGCAGUGUACGCAGACUGGAGUUUUGCUGAAAUCCAUGGGAUCGGGUGGGGAUGGGCCGGAGCUAUCUGGCUCUUCAGCGUCAUCUUUUACAUCCCUCUUGAUAUAGUGAAAUUCAUCGCACGCUACAUUAUUGAGGGCCAUGCCUGGGACACUUUAGAUAACAAGAAUGGUCACAAUUCUAAGAAGCUUUCGAAGGAGGAAAGAGAGGCGCAAUGGGCUCAGGCUCAACGCACCCUCCACGGCCUACAAUCUUCAGGCAAUGACAGCACAUCAGUCUAACACUGCUGUGCAAAAGGCCUUUUUUCGUAUCUUCAGUAUUACAGGUUAAAGGGAAGUCCUUAUUCUCAAAGGGGGCAUGUGGAAAAUAGUGUAAAUGGAUAGAAAAGAAAUGAGGCGGCCCAAAACAAGAUUUUUCAUGGAAGACAACAGUAAAUAAGGGACAUUGUGCACAAUUUAGCUGCUGCUGCUGCUUCUACUUCUAAAUCAAAAUUUAUUAUGAUAUAACAGGGUAGAUGGUAGUAGAGUAUGUUGGAUGAGAUCUGUAAUUGGCUGUUUAAACAUUAUAUUUUUGUUGCUAGCUGAGACGGAAUGUAAUUAUUUUAUAACAAACACCUUAAACAACUGUUGAAUUGCUGCUACACAUCUAUAUGAUGGCAGUAGGCAGAUUUUUUUUCAAGGGCCUCCAAAGUUCAACUAUGAUUUCGCAA
This is a messenger RNA of Daucus carota subsp. sativus, 3370 nucleotides long. Its product is annotated as ATPase 8, plasma membrane-type. Bases 252 to 2942 code for a protein of 896 amino acids. Gene Ontology annotation, biological process: regulation of intracellular pH; proton export across plasma membrane. Lineage: Eukaryota; Viridiplantae; Streptophyta; Magnoliopsida; Apiales; Apiaceae. The transcript has 13 exons. Gene Ontology annotation, molecular function: ATP binding; ATP hydrolysis activity; P-type proton-exporting transporter activity. Gene Ontology annotation, cellular component: plasma membrane. The record is from RefSeq and is a predicted model, not a curated record.